Porites evermanni is the source of this 5120-nucleotide messenger RNA. Lineage: Eukaryota; Metazoa; Cnidaria; Anthozoa; Scleractinia; Poritidae. The record is from the annotation of a GenBank genome assembly.
GAAAAGAAGAAGAAGAAACGAAAGCACAGAAGCCAGUCUAGAAGCAAUUCAUCAUCAAGUUCAUCAAGUAGAAGCAGAUCACCUUUAAGAGGUAAUCUCAACAAUUUUUGGCAAGCCAGUGUUACCAUAAUUCUUUAAACAUAUAAUGAAGAAGUAGUCAGGAAUAGUGGCAGGAUUAGUUCGGGUGGUAUAGCACUUGACUGCGGAGUGGGAGGUCAAGGGUUCAAUUUCUGGCACUGGACCAACAUUCAGGGUCUUAAAAUAACUGGGAAAUGAGGGUACUGUCUUUGUCCUGCAGACAGUUAGAUCUGCGCAUGGCUUGGAUGACUGCAUAAAAUGGCAGUCCUGUCCCAAUGAGGAGACACAAAAAUAGUGUCCUCAAUUAACACUUUUGUGUUAACUACAUUGACACUCAAAUAAGAGCUUUUUUAUAGUUCAGUACCAGUAAAUCUUGUUCAUGGCUUGUUGUGGAGCUUUAAGCAAGUUUCAAUGUUUUAUUAUGUUUUGAGCAACCUUUAAAAAUUGGUAGAAGAAAAUAUGAAACAUUAAGAAGAAGAUCAACCUGGCAAGGGAAGAAUUGUUUUCCAACUGAAAUAUUGUGCACAAAAGUAUUAUUAAAAUGUUUUGUCCUUUUUUUUCUUUGCCAUAAGAAUCACUUCACUGCUGUGUUUUUUCAAUCUUCUUUCGGAUCCAGAUCCUUUUGAGAAAUCCAGCCACUCAACCACUGGUAAUUGGUGUACAGUUAAAGUUUUGCUGUUCAGUGUUGAAACUUGAAAAGGCAGUCUUUCUAAAGUGAUGAUCAAUAUACACAUGUAGCUUUUGGAAGUAUUUUGUUUCAUUAUUGUUAUUAUUUUUUGAACCAUUUUACAGUGAAGCGCAAAAAAAGAAGAAGGCAUUCAAGUAGUAACUCAUCCAGUGAAGCUUAUGAGUCACCAAGCUCAUCAGGCUCAAACUCCUCAGGUAAAUAGCUUGUAAGUUUUUUUUCAUGCAAUGAAAAACUCAAGUUGGGAAUAAGUAACAAAUUAGUGAAGUUUGUAAUGAUCUGUGACUAAGCCGAUGCUCCAGGGGGUACUCAAAAAUAUUUAUAUAGCCCCCACCUUGAGGUCCAACCCCUUACCCUUGUAAUAUACCAGUAUACCAUUUUUAACAGAAAAGGUACUCCUUUUGUAUAUCUUCUACUAACAAAUCAUAACUAACAUACCUAGUUUAGAACUUCACAUCUCUUUUAACUGCUGUGAAUGAACUGUCUUUAUAUAUGAAUAAAUCAGAAAACCAUGACAAUUUCUUGACUUUUUCACAGCCACAAAAUGGGCCCGUUAGCCCUUCUGGGACUUUAACAAAUGGAAAUGACAGAUUUCCCUGACCCUUUCAUAAUACUUCAAAUAUUGAAUUUCCUACCUUUUCAUGUACCUGAAAAAGACACCCCUUUCCUGUGGAGCCUCCCCAUAUAGGUCAUCUCCCCGUAUAGGUCAUUACAGGAAGUACCCCCCCCCUCCCACCCUGGGGUCUAUAGGUACUGGAUAAACUUGGAAGGAAACCUGACAGUGGACAGGUUUGCCAUUUAGGUUUAGUAUGGAGACAGACCGAAAAAUGGAAAGCAUUUUUAAGGCUGGUUUUCACUAGCGAUAGAGUCAGAGUGGGAGUCAUAAUGAGACGCAUAAGACUUGGAGAUCUAGUCAAAACAGCAUUCUGAUUCCAAUAUUUUCUCUUCCACUCUUUUUGUAAUCUGCAAUUGUCUCACAGCACUUCACGAUUGACCAUUUUUCUUUCUUUGUGCUCAGCUAAAUAAUACCUCAUUGUCAUGCAUGCUAUUAAAAUGACUGUCUGAAUAUAAAAUGAAUAGAGGAACAAGUAAGAGAGUGAAUGAAUGAAUGAAUGAAUGAAUGAAUGAAUGAAUGAAUGAAUCAGUUUUGUUUAAAAACAGUUGUUUGCCACUUCUUUACUUAAAAUAUGAGCACUGCAAACGCAUUAAAACAGAGUAAAGCAAAUUCAUGUUCACAAAUCUCUUAAAGAAACAAAGAAAUUGUUAAAAGAUUUAAAUGAUUGAGUUGAUCAUAAAAUUAUUUAACUUGCCAUCACUUUGCGUUACUGAAAUAAAGUCACUCUCUGUUCAUUGUUUUUUUCUUGCAUUACAGUGAAAGGAAAGAAAAGGAAAAAGAGAAAGGUAUGGUGAAUUGUCAGAGUAUUACUGGUAUUUAUUUGAAAACGCAAUUUCUUGACUUUUAAAGGUUAUCCUGAUACGAUAUCAGUAGUUUGAAAGUUAUAGGUUUGUUUAUAGUGGACAGUCCACUUAGCUUAUCCAGCUAGCUUACUGGCAUUCUCUCGAAUACUUAAGGCUGGUUUUCACUAGCGACAGAGUCAGAGUCGUAGGAGCGCUUAUGACCUAGUGAAAAUCAAAAAUCGGAGUCGUAAGCUCUACGGAAUCGUAGUCAGAAGAAUGAGGAUGUUUCCAUUUUCUUCUGACUCCACUUAUGACUCCUUCGCUUACGGUCUAGUGAAAACCAGAUUGUUGGAGUCGGAAGCAGAAGCGGAAGGAUAAACCAACCACAAUCCAUGUUCCCGCACUUUGUGGUUGUUUUAAUUCUUCCACAUUUGCUUGCAACUCCAACAACCCGGUUUUCACUUGAUCAUAAACGACAGAGUUCUACCCUUAUGAUUACGACUCUGACUCAGUUGCUAGUGAAAACCAACCUUUAGAAACAAAUAAUUCAAAUUUAACAUAACAGGACUUAAAAAACCCCAACUGGCAGGAGGCAGCUGGUUGGCUACUUACAAGGUUGACUGAGGCCAAACAAGAAGUAAUCCAGCAAGGACCCACAGCAGGACUCGACCCGGAACUGCCUGACUGCAAGUCCAACACGCUGAAAAUUUUACAUUUUCUACCUCUCUCCGCUGCUAUUUCCAAAGGCGAAAAUUUUAGGAAUCCUCUUUUUUUCUGAAUGAUGACCAAAUUUGGGAAGUGAAAGGUGAAAACCCCAACUUCAGAAAAUCAUAGAGGUUUUAGAGUUUUAAGUACUGGGAGGUGGUGUCAUGCAAAGCCGUUCAUUCCUAAAUCGGUCCUUUGUUAUUUUUACCUCUUUCUCUUUUGUGUUACACCUUUCAUUAAAACAGUUUAUCAACAGUUUUAUUUCUUUUCCUUCUUUUCAUGAAAAAAGAAAAGUAAAAAGAGGAAAAAGAAAAAAUCCGUGGAGGAAUCAUCAGGCCCUGUUCAGCUGUCAAAGGUAUGUUGUUCCAGCCUCGAUCAAGUCAAACAGCAUACCACCUCAACAAUAUGGUCACACUAACGUCCAAACAGUCUCCCCUACACCCCCAAGGCCGAACAAUAAAUUUAGGGUUUUGUUUGAUAUAGUGUCUUUUAGGCCCAGGCCAAACGUUGAACUUUUCAUGAGACGAACUAAACUCUAAUUUGGGUCGACCUAAAUUAAGUUAAGAUCGUCUGUUGUGUCGGAUGUCGAAGUUAGGACGCGUCGAACCAAUCAACUGAAUCAGACCAAGAAGCAGUUUUAUGAUCAGUAAUAAAUCUUCUCACGAACGAGGCUAAAUAUACAUUAUCAUACAAAUUUUUGAUUUAUUAUUUUAGUUCGUCGCAUGUGAAGAUCGACGUUUGUCCCAGAGACGAUCUUCCGUCUGAAGCAGACGGAUAGAACUUGUUGAACGAUCCAAACUCAUUCAGACGAACUUAACUCACUAAGUUUGGUUUGUCUCAUAAAAAAGUUCGACCUAUGGUAUUAUACGUUUCUGGGAAACUGCCCACCUACCCCUCCCCUAAGCCAACAUUAACACUUACUUCUCAUUUAGGGCAAAAUGUUGGCUUAGGGGAGGGGUAGGUAGGUAACGGUUUUAUAGGGAAACUAAAAAAUCGUGUCAUAGCUCCUUUAAGACUGUGUUGAUUGUCAACCCACCCACCCUGGCUUAACGUACACCUCCCUAAACAACAGGGUCAGUAAAGAGAGUUGUCCUGUUUUUUAGUUUAUGAAAGAACAAAAAGAGAAAGAAGCCGCCCGGAGAAGUGCUGUGUCUGGAAAGAAAAUAAAACUCAAAGUGAAAAAGUCCAGCAAAGACAAAGAGGUAAAUAAAUUGGUUUUCUUUUAGUGCAAGCACUUAGCUUCUGUUCUGCACUUCACUUCUGUUCUGUGACAUUUACCCCUUAACCAUACCUCAUUAAUGUCGACGAGUCGAGCGUUUGGUUGGCGCCAAUGAGUGGAUGAUUUGUGUCUUUUUGAAAGUAACCAUUAAAAGUCAGUCGAUUGAAAAAGUCCAACGCAAACCAUCAUUAAAGAAUUUAGAGUCACCCUUACGGUAAACUGCAAACCUCAGAUUCAAGUUGAAAAUUCCAGAAAAUAGAGAAUGAGCAGAUAAAAAUAGUCCGAGAAAAAUUUUAUAGAUAAAACUAACGUGAAAGUCCUACUUUGUUUUGUAGAAGUACUGAACCCUAGUCACGUGUUACAAACACGUUUGUCAUAAAACGCAACCCUCUCUUUGUUAUCACACCGGCCAGCAACUCAGUCAGGCCAUGUUCACACAGCAACGGUCAGCGAGUGGAGCAAGUUGUUCACACGCAUCGAACAUCCACCGAACAUCGUGCUGGAGCGGUUUGCCAAGAGGGUUUGGUUCUCUAAAUAUUCAUCCUAGCUCACACCUGAAUAUUUUAUUCCGUCUGAAUACUUUUUUACACUACACCAAAGUGUGGAACAGAACCUGGCCAAUAAGUGACGCUCCUCUUUCGAGAUCUGUGAACAUAGCCCCGUGCUAAUUUAACACUGGAACUAUUUGGAAAAAUUUUUCUUAUAACUUACUCAGUGUUCUCCUGUUUCAGCGUGACAAAAACCGCAAGGAACUGCUUAACUUCUUGAAUCAAACUUUAUAAAGCCUUCCAUGAAGAGUUUGACUGACAGGUGAGCUUUGCGGACGAUGAAAACUCAGUUAAAACUGCCAUUAUUGCGUGGCCAACAAGUACGUAAACAUGUACAAAAUCACUGGCUUCUUGAAGACAAGUCAAAUGAGAUAUAGCACGGAUUGUCGACUGCUUUUGGACUGUUGAAAUAUGGAGGCCCUAGCACGAAGCCAUCGAGAGGAACAUUUAAGUUUUCCGUGCUUUUGCGCAGUGGUGGCAGUUUAUU